ACAGAAUCAGAAACAGAAACAGAGUCAAGACAAGACCCAGAGUCCAUAGCGAACAGCAGUUCGAUAGGAGAGUUGCGAUAAACUCAAGUUGCUAUUAAAAUCGAAGCGGAAAAGUUACGAAAAUUUACUGCAAAUGCUGCGAAUGCCCACUAGAUAAACGAUAAAUUUCAAAUUUCAUAUUCUAAAUGCUAAGUGCCAGCGCCCCAACCAGCGGCAAUCAAUCAAUUAGGCCCAAAGGGGUGGUGCGCCCAAGUAGCAACAACAAUACGGCCGGAGAGAGCAACCGGAUACCAAUCGACAGCACAGAGACAGAAGUUGUGACAGAGAGAAAAAACAGAGACAAGCUGGGAAAGCAGAGACAUUGAGAGAAAGAGCGAGAGCAUUGUUGGCAGUGACAGCAGUUAAAAAUCAAUAUCCGUCUAAAGUUUAUUUCGGUUUCGGUACGGAAAACUCAGAAACUUCAAGUUUCUCUAAUCGAAAUUCCCCUAGAAAUCAAUAGGCCAAAAUUAUCCUACGUAGCUUAACUCGAUAAAAAAAAAACUUAAAUAAAAUCCAUGCUUUUUGUCAAUCGCGUCCGCUUUGUGCUACAAAUUUAACAUAUAAACGUUUUUUGCGAGUGUAAUCGUGUGUCCAUUUUAUGCUAAACUUGAACAUAGAGUUUAAAGAAGUAACCAAAGUUUAAGAACAACGUGCUCCAUCCAAUGCCAUGUGUGUUUUAAUAACGUUAGAACGGCUCCGGUCCAAAUAAUUAGUGACAAAUAACCAGUGCAAUCAGCCAAGUAAAUCCAAGUUUGACCAAAAAGAUCCGACGAUUGACGAAAAGGGUCGAGCAGCAAACGCGGAGAAAGUAAAAUAAAGAAAGCAAAACCCAAAGAGAAUCGAGAGUAAAAAAAAAACAACUAAAAAGAACACUUAAGAACAAAACCAAAAAUCGAAUUUCCAUGUUUAAAUCGCAAAACCAAAAUUAUCGAUUAACAACCAAUUAAAGGAAAACCAAAGAGACAAAAACCAAAAGUAAAGUAAAUUGCUACCAGUAAACGCUAGUCCAAAUCUUCACUAUAAAUAUAUAUAUAUAUAUGUAUACAAUAUAUAUUUAAUUAAAAAUACUUCAAGAAGAACACGCCAAUUGCCGCAAAACUUACUCCAAGCCGAAAACCUAAACCAAAACCAAAACCAAAGAUUUCCAUUAAACAAACGCAAAAUACCAAAUACCAAACACAGCUUCAAAGUGUGCACAAUAAAACAAAAACAAAAAAAAAGUUAAUAACAAAAACCAAAGAAAGACAACCAAAAAAACCAAUAUUUAUAAAUAAAAAAACAAAAGACAAUUAAGCAAAGUCGAAGAAGAAAAAGAAGUACCAAAGAAAACUGCGCCAAAGUCACGGCCAGCAAACAAAAAGUACAACAAACAAACAAAACAGCAAGACAUACAAAUAAUAGCAACAAAAGCAGCAACAGCAGCUGUGAAGUGAAGCGUCACCACUGGCCACGCCCACUCCCCGCGGCCCAGCCAACCGCCCCCGCCCCCCGUUUUCGCAAUCUUUUGGAUUGGCAGCGCAUCGUUUCCAAGAAAUCUUGCGUGUGCCGAGAAAAAUUGAAACACACUAGAAAUCAGUGUCGGUGAAAGACUCCCUUACCAAAAAGUAGCCCAUCUCUUUUUUUUCGAGUGUAUACGAAUCAGUUUCCAUUUUUUUUUUCUGUGUGACCCAAUCGAAAGGCAACAACAGCAACAACAAGAACAACAACUGCAACAACUGUGAUGGGAGAUCAGCCAAAGGCAACGACUAACCCAACCGGAGAAGCCGAAGGCGACGCCGUGAUGGCCUCCAAUCGCCAGGAUUCGCUGCCCAACGGAACAGCAGGAGCAGGGGCAGGAGCAGGAGCUGGAGAUGGAGUUGGAGUUGGAGUGGGAGCAGCAGCUGGGGCAGGAGAUGGAGCAGGAACAGGAGCAGGAGCUGGAGCAGGAGACGGUGGUCCACCACCACCACCACUGAUGACGGAUCCAGAGGAUCACUCCGUUGGUCAGGGCAUCGUGGGUCCGCCCAGUCCGCUCACCGGCUGCUACCUGCUCAUCGUCCUGGGCGAGCCGCACUCCGAGGAGCACAAGGACAACAUCUUGCAGCAUCUGCUCAAGGGUUUCCUCUCCUGGGACGUUUCCGACUGUCACGUCGACUUGGAAGAGGAGCUCAAUACAAUUACACAACAUGCGCCCGAGGGCGAGGAGGCUCGUCACGGCGAACGACUCAUUCAGUAUGCCAGCGAGAAUCUGGUGACGGAGGUGCUCAUCCACCCGCAGUACAACACGCUGAUCCAAUGCAUGCGAAAUCUGCUCAGCAGCUUUACCCGCCACCGGCACAUCAUCCACGCCGGCUACACCUUCAGCGGAAAUGGUUCCUGGAUACUGCAGGACGGAACAUUCUCUGUGGCGGACUUCUCGGAGGCCUUCCAGGAGCACGACGUACAAAGGGUGAUACGGGCCUAUGCGGACACCAUCACCAUGAACAUACACUGCGCGGACGCGGGUCUGUGGCACACUCUGCCCGAGAAGGGCUUUGCUCGCCAGUGCCGGAUCCGGAUCAAUCCCGUGGACGUCCUGGACACGAGCAGCGAGUGUAUCAACGGAUUUAUAGAUUACCUGGCGCCCAUGGUGAUGCCAACAUCGCUGAGGGAGCUGCUCGAGACCUCGGACGUGGUGGGAAAUAUCCGCUUCACCCACCCCACGCUAUACGUCUUCCCCGGCGGCCAGGGUGAUGCUGCCCUCUUCGGGAUCAACGGCUUCAACAUGCUUGUUGAUGGCGGCUUCAACCGUAAGGCAUGCUUCUGGGACUUUGCCCGGCACCUGGACCGACUGGACGCGGUGCUGAUGACGCGCCUGAACAACAGCAACGUCCAGGGAUUGGGGGCGGUGGUGUCGCGCAAGCGGGACUCCCAUGUCUACCCCCAGAUCGGGCACUUCUUCGGCAACGUACCUGACCGCAAGGGCCUGCCCAGCCCCGACGGCGACAAGGAUCGCGACCCACUCUUAAUCGAUCUCUUUGAGCGCGGACACGGCAUCGUCAGCGACCUCAAGGCACUGGAUCUCAAGCCACAGGGCUGCUACCGCAACCAAGAGCCGGUCAACCUCUACCACAAGGUGGGUCACGGCACUCUGGACAUGUAUGUGAUAAGCCCAGCGCGUGACUCCAAGGAGGUGAAGGAGUUCCUGCAGAAGUGGCACGCCGGCGACCAGCGGCUCUUUGCCGCGCGGGAGUCGCGCGACUUUAACUUCCCGCUGCAGAACUUGGUCUCCAUUUGCGCCCUGCUCGUUUGGCAACCGGCCAAUCCGGACGACACCAUCACCCGCAUCCUCUUCCCGGGCAGCACUCCUGACUUCAAGAUCCAGGAGGGUCUCGAGAAGCUGAAGCACCUGGAGUUCAUGAAGCACUCCACCUGCACAGCCAAGUCGAUUGCCCCAGCCAUCCAGACUGUGGCCGGAACGCGAAAGAGCCUGAAGUCCGCCAUUGAGUCCACUCCGGCUCCGCCCAGCGCCAGCUACAAGUCCAGCAAGUUCGGUCCCGUGGCUAGUGCCGCCGUAGCUAUCCAGCACCCGCAUCCCCAGCAGCAGGACAACAAGGCAAAGGAGGCGGCGGCAGCGUCGGCAGCUGCAUCUGCCGCAUCCAUUGCCCGCACCAAAGCGGAUUCCAUGGACACGGAUGUAGAGCCGGAGCAGGAGGCGGAACCUGAACCCGCUGACACUGGGGAUGAGGCUGCUCCCGCCGAGCAGGAAGCCGAAGCGGAAACGGAACCCGAGCACGAACAAGAAACCGAGCCAGUCGAGCAGGACAACAAGGAUGUGGGCGAGGAGAAGAAGGUGGAGGUUCUAAUCAUGAAGCCCCAGCAGGCGGCAGCACCAGCAGCAGCCGCAGCCUCUGGCAAAGAUGGAGUGGAUGCAGCUCCCGCCGAUGCCACGCCCACUGGCGGCAAGCCAGGCAAGGCGUCUGCCAAGGGCAAGGCGGAAAAGCCGCGGGCAGAGGUGAAGCCCGUGGUUCGGUCCCGCAUCGACACCAAGCCGCCCAAGUCCAUGGACCGCAAGCUGGCCAAGCGGGACGAGAAGAAGAGCUCGCCCACGGCUACGCCAGCAGCCCGUGCACCCGCAGCCCGCGAUGCCAAGCCGAAGGUGCUGAGCCGCCCAGCCACCAAGUCCAGUCCCAGCAGCACUCCGGCCAAGAGCGCCAAGGAAGCCAACAAUCGCAAGGUGCUAGAGUCCAAGCAGCAGGCGGCUCGCGUUCAGGCCACCAGCACAGCCACCUCCAGGCGGGUCACUAGCGCCACCAGCGAACGGCGAGUCCAACAGCAGGCGGAAACGAAGACAGCGGCGACUGGGGCCACUCAGGCGGCCCAGAGGAAGCCGAUCUCGCGGAGACCACGUGGCGUUUCGCCCUCGAAGCGAGCACCGGCACCUGGUAGUCCGGUGAAGCAGGCCAAGCCAAAGGUGGCGGACCUUAAGAAGACGCGCCUGGACAAGGGCGGCACCACCGAUUCCAGCCUGGUGUCCACUCCCUCCGUCGAUGAGGCCACGGCAGCCAAGAAACUACAGGACCUUACCGCCUCUCAGGAACUCGACGCCGAGAAGCAGCGCGAACUGGACGACCUUAAGGAGGAACAGGAGGUGGUGCGCGAGAUCGAGGCGGUGUUCAGCCGGGACGAAAUGAAGCGCCACCAGCAUCAGCAGAUCAAGGCCGAGCUGCGCGAAAUGCCCGCCGAGGGAACCGGCGAUGGUGAGGAUGAACCCGAGGAGGAGGAGGAAUACCUGAUCAUCGAAAAGGAGGAGGUGGAGCAGUAUACCGAAGAUUCGAUUGUUGAGCAGGAAAGCAGCAUGACCAAGGAGGAGGAGAUACAGAAGCACCAGCGCGACUCGCAAGAGUCGGAGAAGAAGCGCAAGAAGAGCGCCGAGGAGGAGAUCGAGGCGGCCAUCGCCAAGGUGGAAGCGGCCGAGCGCAAGGCUCGAAUGGAGGGCGCCUCCGCAUCUGGACGGCAGGACCAGGACGAGUCGGAACAGGAAGCGGACCUGGAGCAGAGCGAGAUCAAGGCCGAGGUGCAGGAGAUCAUUGCUGCUGCCAAGGACAUUGCCAAGUCGCGUACCGAGGAGCAGUUGGCCAAGCCCGCCCAGGAGGAGGAGUUCUCCUCGCCAACGCCCGAGGAGAAGCUGAGCAAGAAGACUUCGGAUACCAAAGACGACCCAGUCGGAGCUCCAGUCGACGCGCUGCCCGUCAAUCUUCAGGAAAGUCUGCCCGAAGAGAAGUUCUCGGCCACCAUUGAGUCGGGGGCCACCACAGCGCCCACACUUCCCGAGGACGAACGCAUCCCGCUGGAUCAGAUCAAGGAGGACCUGGUGAUCGAGGAGAAGUAUGUCAAGGAAGAGACCAAGGAAGUGGAGGCCAUUGUAGUGGCCACCGUGCAGGCUCUUCCCGAAGCGGCUCCAUCCGCAAUUGAGGCCGUGCUGGCCGCAACUACUAAGGAUGCCCCCAAGGACGCCAAGAGGGAGAUUUUGGGUGAGCUUCCCGACUCUGGGGAACGAGUGCUGCCCAUGAAGAUGACCUUUGAGGCACAGCAGAACCUUCUGCGAGAUGUCAUCAAGACGCCCGACGAAGUGGCGGAUCUGCCCGUCCACGAGGAAGCCGAUCUCGGGUUGUACGAAAAGGACAGCCAGGACGUCGGCGCCAAGAGCAUUUCGCAUAAAGAGGAGUCCGCCAAGGAAGAAAAGGAAACGGACGAUGAAAAGGAGACCAAGGAAGCAGAGAUCGAGGAGGAGCAGGCUGAACCGAAAGAGGAAGAACCCCCUAAAGUGGAACUCAAAGAGCCAGUCGAGGAGGUUGUUGUCGCGGUGAAGGUCGAGGCAACUGAAGUUGCAGUGGAGAAAAAGGCAGAGGAGGUGGUUGUGACCCUGGAGACCGAACCGAUUGUGGAGGCAAUUGUGGCCCCCACCCAAGAGAGCCAGGAUCAGCCAAAAGAGAAAGAGAAGGACACGGAACCAGAGUCCGAACAAAAGGCAGAGUCAGGAAUCAUAACCGAAAAGGAGGCCAAAAAGUCGGCCAGCACUCCCGAAGAGAAGGAGACCAGUGACAUUACCUCCGAGGAUGAGCUGCCAGCCCAGCUGGUGCAACCGGUGACCGUGCUCCCGAAGGAGGCCAAGGAACGUGAGGACACCGUCUCCAUGGAGAGCCCCGCCACCAUCGAGGAGGCCAUAGAGGUUGAGGUGCAGGCCAAGCAGGAAGCCCAAAAACCACAGCCAGGUCCGGCAGAGAUUGCCAAGGCGGACACGUCACCUGCUGCCUCAAAGGAGGCCUCCCGUCCCGAAUCGGCGGCAGAUGAAGCUAAGCCCGACGAAAAGUCUCCACUAGCUUCCAAAGAAGCUUCGCGCCCGCAAUCCGUUGCGGAGAGCGUCAAAGAUGAGGCUGAGAAGCCGGAGAGCCGACGGGAAUCGGUGGCAGAGAGCAAGAAGCCAGAAAGCGUCAAGGACGAAAAAUCCGCACCCGCCUCCCAAGAAGUUUCCCGACCGGUCUCAGUCGCGGGCAGUGUUCAAGCGGAAGUCGAAAAGUCCAAGGAACCGUCCCGACGGGAAUCCGUAGCCGAGAGCCAUAAGGAUGACAAAUCUGCACCGGCUUCUAAAGAUGCUUCGCGGCCGGAAUCCGCUCUUGAGCAUGUCCUAGAUGAAGCAGAGAAACCGGAAAGCCGCCGGGAAUCUACUACGGAAAGCAUCAAACCAGAAAGUGCAAGGGACGAAAAAUCUCCCCUGGCUUCGAAGGAAGCCUCCAGACCAGAAUCUGUGGCAGAGAGCGCCAAAGACGAGGCAGACCAGUCAAAGGAGCCGUCCCGUCGUGAAUCCAUCGCUGAAAGCAUCAAGGCCGAGAGCACAAAAGAUGAGAAGUCACCAGUGGCCUCCAAGGAAGUGUCCCGGCCAGAGUCAGUCGCGGAAAGCAUCAAGGAUCAAGCUGAGAAGGUGGAUAGCCGCAGGGAAUCAGUGGCCGAAAGCGUGAAGCCAGAAAGUGCAAAGGACGAAACGUCCGCCCUUCCCUCGAAGGAACCUUCCCGACCAGAGUCCGUUGUGGAAAGUGUCAAGGAUGAAGACGACAAGACCGCAAGUCGUCGGGAGUCUGUGGCCGAUAGCAUCAAACCGGAAAGUGAAAAGGACAAGAAGUCCCCACUGGCCUCUAAGGAAGCCUCCAGGCCGGAAUCCGUUGCGGAAAGUGUCAAGGAUGAGGCUGAAAAGUCCAUUGAACCCUCCCGACCGGAAUCCGUUGCAGAAAGCGUCAAGGAUGAGCCUGAAAAAUCAGGGGAACCAUCCCGAGCGGCAUCUGUUGCAGAAAGCGCCAAGGCGGAAAGCACGAAGGAUGAGAAGUCCGCCCAAGCCUCCAAGGAAGCUUCUCGACCAGGAUCAGUGACAGGAAGCGUUAAGGACGAGGCUGAAAAAUCAAAGGAACCAUCCCGAGCGGCAUCUGUAGCAGAAAGCGCCAAGGCAGAAAGCAUUAAGGAUGAAAAGUCCGAACAAGCCUCCAAGGAAGUUUCUCGACCAGGAUCAGUGACAGAAAGCGUUAAGGACGAGGCUGAAAAGUCAAAGGAACCAUCCAGACGGGAAUCGGUAGCUGAUAGUGUAAAGGAUUCCAAGUCCCCGCUUGCUUCGAAGGAAGUCUCAAGACCCGGAUCAGUGAUCGAGAGUGUCAAGGACGAAGCUGAGAAGCCGGAAAGCCGCCGAGAGUCGGUGGUCGAGAGCAUCAAGGCCGAGAGUGCCAAGGAUGAAAAGUCUCCGCUCGCCUCGAAAGAGGCUUCCCGACCAGAAUCCGUGGCCGAGAGCAUCAAAGAUGAGGCAAUUAAGUCUAAGGAGGAAUCACGGCGUGAGUCUGUGGCUGAAAGUCUUAAGGCGGAGAGUGCCAAGGACGAAAAGUCCCCUCUUGCCUCCAAAGAUGUUUCGCGACCAGAAUCGGUUGCCGAAAGUGUAAAGGAUGAAGUCGCCAAAUCCGCAGAGCCAUCGCGACCAGGAUCCGUGGCGGAAAUAAUUAAGACGGAAAUCGGCAAGGUUGACCAAUCGCCUAUUGUCUCUAGGGAUGUCUCUAGACCGGAUUCAGCGGCGGAAAGCGAUAAGGAUGAUACUGACAAGCCUGAAUCUGUGGUGGAAAGUGUCAAGCCAGUUGCCGAUGACAAAACUCCUCCAGCAUCAAAGGAAGUUUCACGACCAGAGUCUGCUGUCGAAAGUGAGAAGGAUGCGGCUGAAAAGGAAAAAAGCCGUCGUGAAUCAGUUGAAAGUACAAAGCCAGAGAGCCUUACCGACGAAAAACCCUCAGCUCCCUCAAAGGAGAUUUCCAGGCCAGAAUCUGUGGUGGAAAGCGUCAAGGAUGAAUCUGAAAAGCCAGAGAGCCGCCGCGAAUCGGUCGCUGAAAGCGUUAAGCCAGACAGCACCAAAGACUCCAAGGAACCAUCCCGACCAGAAUCAAAGGUGGAAAGCGUUAAAGAUGAGUCAGAAAAAUCGAAGAGUCCGUCCCGACGAGAAUCUGUCGCAGAAAGUGUUAAGGCCGAGAGUGCUAAGGACGAUAAAUCUGCAUUGGCCUCAAAAGAAGCUUCUAGGCCAGAAUCCGUGGCGGAAGGUGUUAAGGAGGAGGCUGACAAGUCCAAGGAACCAUCUCGACGUGAGUCGGUGGCAGAAAGCGUGAAAGAUGACGCCGCCCAGUCGAAAGAAGCCUCUCGUCCCGAAUCCGUUGCAGAAAGCGCCAAGGGAGAAACUGCCCUGGACGAAAAGUCACCAUUGGCAUCCAAGGAAGCCUCCAGACCAGCAUCCGUUGCAGAAAGCGUCAAGGAUGAGGCUGACAAGUCCAAGGAGCCAUCUAGGCCAGAGUCGGUGGCACAAAGCAUUAAGGCGGAGAGUACUAAGGACGAGAAAUCACCGCUGGCCUCCAAGGAAGCUUCCAGACCAGCAUCAGUUGCAGAAAGUGUGAAAGAUGAAGCUGACAAGUCUAAGGAAGAAUCUCGACGAGAGUCGGUGGCCGAAAGCGUUAAGGCGGAGAUCAGCAGCGAUGACAAAUCUAUUCCGGCCUCCAAGGAACCAUCUAGGCCAGCAUCCGUGGUAGGAAGCGUUAAGGACGAAGCAGAAAAGCCAGAAAGUCGUCGCGAAUCUGUGGCAGCUUUACCAGAAAAAGCCAAGGACGAGAAAUCUGAGGCAGCUUCUAAGGAAGUUUCUCGGCCGGAGUCUGCGGCGGAGUGUGUUAAGGGCGAGGCAGACAAGUCGAAGGAGCCAUCCCGUCGAGAAUCUGUAGCCGGAAGCGUCAAAGCGGAGAGCACUAAGGAUGAAAAAUCUCCUCUGGCUUCCAAGGAAGCAUCUAGACCAGGAUCCGUGGUGGAAAGCGUUAAGGACGAAGCUGAAAAGCCAGAAAGUCGUCGCGAAUCUGUGGCUGAGAGUGGCGCACUCGAAAAAGACAAGGUCGAGAAGUCUGCAGCAGCUUCAAAGGAAGUUUCUCGGCCAGAAUCUGUGGCGGAGAGUGUGAAUGACGAGGCUGAGAAAUCCAAGGAGCCAUCCCGGCGGGAAUCAGUCGCAGAAAGCGUUAAACCAGAUAGUUCAAAGGAUGACAAGUCUCCACUAGCUUCCAAGGAAGCUUCCCGGCCAGAAUCUGUGGCAGAAAGCGUGAAAGAUGAGGCUGAAAAAUCAAAGGAGCCAUCGAGAAGGGAGUCCAUCGCUGAAAGCCUAAAAGCGGAAAGCGUCCUUGACGAGAAAUCGCGCCCGGCAUCCGUUGGUGAAAGCGUAAAGGAUGAAACACAAAAACCAGAAAGUCGUCGGGAAUCGGUCGCUGAAAGCAUCAAGGCCUCCAGUGCUAAGGACGAGAAGUCUCCACUGGCUUCGAAGGAUGUGUCCAGGCCAGGAUCCGUGGCUGGUAGUGUUAAGGACGAUCUUGAAAAGCCUGAAAGCAUCAAAGACGACAAGUCAAAGGAGCCCUCUCGCCGUGAAUCACUAGUUGAACCGUCUGCUGUCAUUUCGAAGGAGUCCUCUCCCAGGCCAACAUCUGUGGCCAGUGACCAUGAACCUGCCGUCGCUGCUGAGGUCGAGUCCAAACUUUCCAUUUCCCCCAAAGACGCAUCCCGGCCAGAGUCCGUUGGUGAAACGGCCUCCUCGCCAAUCGAUGAAGCGGCCAUGGAGUUCUCGGAGAUAGAGGUCGUGAAGAGGGCUAGCCUUGCUCUUAAUCUGCAAGCGGGCUCUGGAGGAAAACUGCCAACGGACUCGAGUCCCGUUGACGUGGCCGAGGGUGACUUUUCCCAUGUCAUGGCUUCUGCCUCCUCCGUCUCAGCCACACUUACCAAACCAGCAGAGCUCUCGCAGGUUGGUGCUGCUGUUACGGUCUCGUCUCCUGUGGACGUGGCACCCAAAUCUCCCUCUGCUCUUGAGCAAGUAUCCCGACCAGAUUCUCCGGCAGAAUGCGCAAGUGCGGAGAGUGCCAAAGAUGACAAGUCGCCACUCGCUUCGAAGGAACCCUCGAGGGCCGAAUCAGUUGCAGAAAGUCACAAGGAUGAUGCUGCGCAGCUCAAGAGUUCAGUGGAUGAAGAAUCAACAGAAGUGACGGAUCUUAAAUCUCCAGUUGCCUCCAAGGAAGCUUCUCGCCCGCCUUCGGUGGCAGAGACAGCAUCAUCGCCGAUUGAGGAAGCUCCCAAAGAGUUGGUCGAACUCGUGCUGCCCUUAAGUAGUGAACUAAAGGGUGAUCUCCCAACUGUGUCGAGCCCUGUGGAUGUGGCCCAUGGGGACUUCCCCCAGACAGCAACACCCACAAGUUCUCCUACUUCAGCCCAGCCUGCUGAACUCUCUAAAGUGGACAUGGAGAAGACAGCAUCGAGUCCGGUAGACGAGGCUCCCAAAUCUCUUAUUGGAUCUCCGGCAGAAGAGCGCCCUGAAUCUCCAGCUGAAAGUGCCAAGGAUGAAGCUGAGAAACCUGUUUCCGUAAUCGCCUCCAAAGAGGCGUCUCGGCGUGAAUCCGUCGCAGAAAGUGCAAAGCCAGACAGUGUUAAGGAUGACAAGUCUGCACCCGCUUCUCAAGAGGUCUCUAAGGAAGCGUCCCGACAAGGAUCCGUAGUAGAAAGCAUUAAAGACGGAGCCGAAAAAUCCAAGGAUUCAUCGCGUCCACCGUCCGUAGCUGAAAGUAUUGUGGCGGAUAGUGCAAAAGACGAUAAAUCCCCUCUUGCAUCGAAGGAGAUUUCCCGGCCUGGAUCGGUGGUGGAAAGUCUCAAGGACGAUGCUGAAAAAUCUAAGGAAUCAUCGCGUCCACCGUCCGUUGCAGAAAGCACUAAGGGGGAAACCACCAAGGAGGUUUCCCGACCUGAGUCGGUAGCGGAAAGUGUUAAGGACGGAGAUGAGAUUGCUGAAAGCCGCAGAGAAUCUGUUGCUAAGGCAGAUGACAAGCCAUCACUUGACCUAAAAUCAGAAGCUAUCGUGAAAGCUGUCGCUGAAGAGGCUGACAAAUCCAAGGAGCCAUCUCGCCGAGAAUCCGUAGCAGAAAGCGCCAAACCGGAAAGCCCCAAAGACGAAAAAUCUCCGCUGGCAUCGAAGGAAGCCUCUCGACCUGGAUCCGUCGUAGAGAGCAUUAAAGAUGAUGCUGAAAAGCCUGAAAGCCGUCCAGAAUCGGUCGUCGAUAGUACAAAGCCAGAAACCAAGGAUGCCAAGUCCCCGACCCCACCAGUCUCAAAGGAUGCGUCCCGUCCAGAGUCGGUAGUGGAAAGCGUUGCAGCUGAAACUGAGAAGUCCAAGGAACCAUCCCGGCGGGAGUCUAUAGUGGAAAGUGUCAAGGUAGAUAGCACAAAAGACGAAAAAUCUGCAGAGGCAUCAAAGGAUGCCUCCCGACCAGCAUCUGCCAUCGAAAGUCUCAAGGAUGAAGAUGAAAAGCCGGAGAGCCGACGUGAAUCGAUCGCAGGCAGCCUUAAAGCGAGCAGUACCAAGGACGAUAAGUCUCCGUUGGCCUCCAAGGAAGCCUCAAGGCCAGAAUCAGUUGUUGGGAGCCUCAAGGAUGAAACUGAGAAAUCCGAAAGCCGUCGGGAAUCCGUUGCCGAAAGCAUUAAACCAGAAAGCUCCAAAGACGAGAAAUCUCCUCUCGCCUCGAAAGAGGCCUCCCGGCCGGAAUCCGUAGUGGAAAGUGUCAAGGAUGAAGCAGAAAAAUCCAAGGAGCCAUCCCGACCGGAAUCCGUAGCGGAGAGCACUAAGCUUGAAAGUUCCAAAGACGCAAAGUCGCCACUCGCCUCAAAGGAAGCUUCCCGGCCAGAAUCGGUGGUGGAGAGCAUCAAGGACGAAGCUGAGAAGCCCGAAAGCCGUCGGGAGUCAGUUGCCGAGAGUGUUAAGCAAGGCAGCGUUAAGGACGACAAGUCGCCCCUAGCUUCCAAGGAGGCCUCACGCCCAGAAUCUGUAGCGGAGAGUGUAAGGGAUGAAACAGAAAAAUCCAAAGAAGCUUCACGACGAGAUUCCGUCGCAGAAAGCGCUAAGGCGGAGAGUGCAAAGGAUGAAAAGUCACCUCUUCCUUCGAAAGAAGUUUCUCGACCUGGAUCCGUUGUAGAAAGCAUUAAGGAUGAAGCCGAGAAGGCUGAAAGUCGUCGAGAAUCCGUCGCAGAAAGCGUGAAGCCAGAAAGUGCAAAGGACGAAACUUCCGCCCUUCCCUCGAAGGAACCUUCCCGACCAGAGUCCGUUGUGGAAAGUGUCAAGGAUGAAGGCGACAAGACCGAAAGUCGUCGGGAGUCUGUGGCCGAUAGCAUCAAACCGGAAAGUGAAAAGGACAAGAAGUCCCCACUGGCCUCUAAGGAAGCCUCCAGGCCGGAAUCCGUUGCAGAAAGUGUCAAGGAUGAGGCUGAAAAGUCCAUUGAACCCUCCCGACCGGAAUCCGUUGCAGAAAGCGUCAAGGAUGAGCCUGAAAAAUCAGGGGAACCAUCCCGAGCGGCAUCUGUUGCAGAAAGCGCCAAGGCGGAAAGCACGAAGGAUGAUAAGUCCGCCCAAGCCUCCAAGGAAGUUUCUCGACCAGGAUCAGUGGCAGAAAGCGUUAAGGACGAGGCUGAAAAAUCAAAGGAACCAUCCCGAGCGGCAUCUGUAGCAGAAAGCGCCAAGGCGGAAAGCACGAAGGAUGAGAAGUCCGCCCAAGCCUCCAAGGAAGUUUCUCGACCAGGAUCAGUGACAGAAAGCGUUAAGGACGAGGCUGAAAAGUCAAAGGAACCAUCCCGAGCGGCAUCUGUAGCAGAAAGCGCCAAGGCGGAAAGCACGAAGGAUGAGAAGUCCGCCCAAGCCUCCAAGGAAGUUUCUCGACCAGGAUCAGUGACAGAAAGCGUUAAGGACGAGGCUGAAAAAUCAAAGGAACCAUCACGACGCGAAUCGGUAGCUGAUAGUGCCAAGGAGUCCAAGUCCCCGCUUGCUUCGAAGGAAGUCUCAAGACCCGGAUCAGUGAUCGAGAGUGUCAAGGACGAAGCUGAGAAGCCGGAAAGCCGCCGAGAGUCGGUGGUCGAGAGCAUCAAGGCCGAGAGUGCCAAGGCGUCCCGGCCAGAAUCAGUGGCAGAAAGCGUGAAAGAUGACGCCGUCCAAUCGAAGGAGGCCUCUCGUCCCGAAUCUGUUGCAGAAAGCGCCAAGGGAGAAAUUGCCCUGGACGAAAAGUCACCAUUGGCAUCCAAGGAAGCCUUCAGACCAGCAUCCGUUGCAGAAAGCGUCAAGGAUGAGGCUGACAAGUCCAAGGAGCCAUCCAGGCCAGAGUCGGUGGCACAAAGCAUUAAGGCGGAGAGUACUAAGGACGAGAAAUCACCGCUGGCCUCCAAGGAAGCUUCCAGACCAGCAUCAGUUGCAGAAAGUGUGAAAGAUGAAGCUGACAAGUCCAUGGAGCCAUCGAGGCCAGAAUCGGCGGCAUUAAGCAUUAAGGCGGAAAGUACUAAGGACGAGAAAUCACCGCUGGCCUCCAAGGAAGCUUCCAGGCCAGCAUCAGUUGCAGAAAGUGUAAAAGAUGAAGCUGAGAAAUCCAAGGAGGAAUCUCGGCGAGAGUCAGUGGCCGAAAGUGUUAAGGCGGAAAGCAAAUCGGCGUCCAAGGAAGCAUCAAGACCAGAAUCCGUGGUAGAAAGCGAUAAGGACAAAGCUGAGAGGCCAGAAAGCCGUCGUGAGUCAAUUGCCGAGAGUGUGAAACCAGACGCAUCCCGACCACCUUCUGUGGCGGAGGAGAUCACAAAGGCCGACAGCGUACCUGAUGACAAAUCAAAGGAAGCAUCGCGUCCCGAGUCCGUGGCUGAGAGUAUCCAGGCACCUAGUAAAACGGGUGACUCGCCACCCGCCUCAUCCAAGGAACCAUCUCGUCCAGCCUCAGUCGCAGAAAGCGCCGCCAUCGACAAGUCGCAGGAGGCAUCCCGACGCGAGUCAGUGGCCGAAAGCGUGGCGGCAGCGAGCGUCAAGGAUGAGAAGUCACCGCUUCCCUCGCGUCCAGAGUCGGUGGCCGAGAAGUCACCAGCUGCCUCGAAGGAAGCCUCUCGCCCUGCGUCGGUGGCGGAGACCGCCUCCUCUCCCAUUGAAGAAGGUCCACGAUCUAUCGCUGACCUUAGUCUGCCCCUGAUCCAGACGACAACCGAGGCCAAGGGCACGCUCCCAACUCUGUCGAGUCCCGUCGAUGUGGCUGAAGGAGACUUCUCGAAGGUACAAGUUGAGCCCUCCUCAGCUCUCCCAGCUGCACUUUCCAAGCCAGCGGAGCUCUCCCAGACGGGUACGGCGCACACAGCCUCCAGUCCCGUCGACGAGGCUUCUCCAGUCCUGGAGGCCAUCGAGGGGGCUGAAGAGCAUAUCACACCUGGCGAUGGGGUCUCGAAGGAGACACCUGAAGCAGACCUGCUGGGUCUGAAGGAAACCAAAUCAGAGACAGCGACCGAGACCGAGACCGUAACCAAGCAGUCGGAAGCAUCGUUGUUCGAAACCAUUUCCUCCAAGGUGGAGGAGAAGAUGGAGAAGCUGGAGACCUCGGUGAAGCAGGUGGAGGAGAAAGUCGAGAGUUCAGUGAAGCAGGUUAAAGAGAAGGUCGAGAGUUCAGUGAAGCAGGCGGACACCACUGUGGCCGAGACUCUGGAGCAGGUGAGCAAGGAGAGUACCGGGCAGCUGAACCAGGUCAAAUCUGUGCUGGACACCAAGAUUAGCAGCGUCACCAGCCUACUGAGCUCUGCAGUGGAGACCGUUGAGAAGAAAGUGCAGGAGGUCACCGAUAAAGUAAGCGAGAAGGCAACCGAAGAGGUUACCGAGCAAGUCACCAAAGUAUCUGAAAUCUCUACGGAGAGUGGUCAGGAUAAGAGCGGCCUGGACCUGGGCACGUUCUCGGAGCUGCGCGAAACGCACAUCACCACCGUCGGCUCGCCGGAGUUCACGGUUACGAUCUGCGAGCGUGAUGAGCCCCUUCUGCACGACAUCAAGGAGGAGGACGAGGAGCAUCGCUUCUCUCCUCCCAGCGAUGGCGACAAGACUGGAAUCCUCCCGCCCCAGCCGAUACGACCACUAUCACCGCGCGAGGAGGAAGUGGCCAAAAUCGUUGCAGACGUGGCCAAGGUUCUUAAGUCCGACAAGGACAUCACUGACAUAAUUCCCGACUUUGACGAACGCCAGCUGGAGGAGAAGCUGAAGUCCACCGCCGACACAGAGGAGGAGUCCGACAAAAGUGUCAGGGACGAGAAAUCGCUGGAGAUUAGCGUAAAAGUGGAAAUCGAGUCGGAGAAGUCAUCGCCCGACCAGAAGUCCGGCCCCAUCUCCAUCGAGGAGAAGGACAAAAUCGAGCAGUCCGAGAAGGCUCAGCUGCGGCAGGGAGCAGCGGCUGUCAGUCGCCCGGAAUCGGUUGCCAGCCAGGUGGAGUCGGUGCCCUCUCGUCCAGAAUCAGUGGCCAGCCACGAGCAGAAGGAGGCGGACUCCCUGGCCAAGGAACCCACAUCUCCCCUUCCCAGCAAGGAGGAGUCCAAACGUGAGUCUGUGCUCUCCGAGAGCCACAAGGAUGAGAGGCUCUCGCGCCCCGAGUCCGUUGCCAGCCAGGUGAGCGACAAGGACGUGAAGAUCUCACGCCCAGCAUCCAGCACCAGCCAGUUUAGUACCAAGGAUGGCGAUGAGGAGACGACAGAGUCGCUGCUCCACUCACUAACCACAACUGAGACCGUCGAGAGCAAGCAGGUGGAGGAGAAGUCGAGUGUGGAGUCUGUGUCCACUUCCGUUACCAAGUCCACAGUCCUCUCUAGUCAGUCGGUCCAACUGCGCGAAGAGUCCACCAGCGACUCGCUGAGCAGCAGCCUCAAGGUGGAGGACAGCUCCCGACGUGAGUCGCUCUCCAGCCUGCUGGCCGAGAAGGGAAGCACCACAACCGGCGCCAGUCUAAAGGAGGACACCAGCACCUCCGCCUCCCAGCUGGAGGAGCUGCUGGUGCAGUCGGAGGAAUGCUCGUCGGAGUCAAUCGUCAGUGAGAUUCAGACCAGCAGCGCCCUGAAGUCGGUCAAGGAAACUAAGGACACCAAGGAAAUCAAGGAGACCAAGGAGACCAGCAGCUUCAGCACCAGCACCACCAGUGCCAUGAAAGACGAUAGCCUCAAGGAGACCGUGGCCGAGUUCCUGGCCACCGAGAAGAUCGUCUCCGCCAAGGAGUCAUUUAGCACUGAGGCCGCCAAGUCGGCCGACGAGUGCCUGAAGAAGGUCACCGCCAGCAGCGUCUCCAGCUCCAGCACCACCGCCUCCCAGCGGGCGCUGUUCGUGGGUACGGACGAGUCGCGACGAGAGUCCCUGCUGAGCCAGGCCAGCGAGGGCCGCCUAACCCACAGUGAUCCCGAGGAUGAGGAGCCCGAUGAUGACGAGGACGAGCGUGCCAGUGUGAAGGAGAGCCGCUCCAAGUCCAUUGCCACCAUCAUGAUGACCAGCAUCUACAAGCCUUCCGAGGAUAUUGAGUCAAUUGACCCGCUCGCCGAGGAGGAGCACGAGCAUGUGGAUCUGUUGGGUCUGGAGGCCACCUCCGCCUUGACUUCCACCUCCACCACCACCACCAGCAAGACCACAACUCUUCUGCAGUCCAGUGAACAGAGCAGCAGCACAACCACUAGCAGCAGCUCCAAGACCUCUGCCUCCAAGGUGGAGUCCAUCACGCUCACCCAGAUAGAUCAGCAGUCUGGCCAGGAUCAGGCCCAGUUCCAGGCUGAGCCCGCUGACCGCAAGACUCCGCCAACAGCGCCCGUCAGUCCCAGCGUCAAGCCAUUGAGCUCGACAGGAUCUGCUGGCUCAGUGAUUGGAGCCGGAGCUGGAACCGGAGCCGGUGCUGCUAGCGGAAAGUGUGAAUCCAGCGCCGCCAGCAUCGUCUCCUCUUCGGGACCGCUGUCGCCCAAGGACAUCAGCGGCAAGUCCAGUCCCGGAGCUCUUACCUCCGAGAGCCAGUCCAUUCCCACUCCGCUGGGUCGGGAGUCGCACACGGAGACCCCGGAGUCCUCGCCCAAGCCCACGUCGCCUUUCCCGCGCGUCACCAAGGAUGAGCUCAAGUCUUUGGAAAUUCAGCAGCACGAACAGGAGCAGAUGCUGGCAGGAGCAGCCGCUGCAGCCGGAGCUGAGUGCGAGCCAGAUCUUCCCGAGCUCCACGAGCUGCGCGGACUCGAGUGCACCACCGCCCUCAGCGGCAGCACAGAUAAGAUAAUCACCACCACCAUCACCACGGUGACCAAGGUUAUCUCGGCGGACGGCAAGGAAAUCGUGACCGAGCAGAAGACGGUGACCACCACGGACAGCUCGGAGCCGGAUAGCGAAAAGGUGGUGGUAACCACCACGCGCACCACCAGCGAAAGCGAACGCGAUCAGCUGCUGCCCAAGGAGGUGUCGCUGCUGCGCGACGACGACGAGGACCUGCUGCUUGGAUCCCCGCGCAGCACCGCCAGCUACGAGCUGCAGCACUCAAGCUCCGGCGUGAGCAAGCGUUCCGACCUGGACGCCGAUGGCGACGAGAGCCAGGACGACAUUCCUCCGCAGUAUGGCAGCGAGGAGCACUCGACGGCGCGUUCGAUCCUACUGCCCCGCACGGCCGAUCCCAUGGCCACCUCCUUCUAUGGUGCCCUGCCCGACAGCUUCGGUGCCGCCAUUUCAAUCAAGCCCAGCACUGAGCCAAUCCCGAUCCAGGGGGUCCCGUCUGGCGACAGCCAGUCGUCGGAGAGCGUGGAGAGCAGCAGCCAGACCUGGGCGGGACACAAGUUCCUCGACCAGGCGGACAAGGACUUCCAGCGGGCGCUCGAGGAGCAUGUGCAGGCGCGCGGCGCCGAGGUUAUGUCUUCCGUCACCGCCAAGUACUCGUACUCGCCCUCCAAGGCCGAGGAGAUGGAGCAGAUCGUUACCAGCACUGCGGAACGCCAGCGCUUCCCGCUUAGCGAUGUCCAGCGCGCCCGCGUGGCGGAGAGUGGCUUCGCCACCGUGGGCAGUGUGACCUCCCAGCCGCAGCAGCAGCAGCAGCAGGAGGAGGCCGUCGCCACCACCACCACCACAACCACAGCUGCAGCAACAUCAGCAGGCGCCACAACCACAACGAGUUCCACUGGAGCCCUGCCCAAGGACCGACUGGAGGAGUGGGGCAAGCCCCUGGGCCUGCCAUCGCCAGCACCGCUGCCCGUGGAGGGCGGUUCUGAUAUUCGCACCACUCCCAAGAAGGAGCGCCGCCUGGUGGCCACCAAGACGCGACUGAACAACGAGAAGAACCUGCGCAAGCGCAGCGAAUCGCCCAACAAGGCGGGCAAGAAGCCGGCGCCCGUCUACGUGGACCUCACAUAUGUGCCGCAUAAUGGCAACUCCUACUACGCCCACGUGGACUUCUUCAAGCGGGUGCGUGCCCGCUACUACGUCUUCUCCGGCACGGAACCCAGUCGCCAGGUGUACGAUGCGCUGCUAGAGGCCAAACAGACAUGGGAGGACAAAGAGUUGGAGGUCACCAUCAUACCCACGUACGAUACCGACGUGCUGGGCUACUGGGUGGCUGAAAACGAGGAGCUGCUAGCCAAGCACCGCAUCGACCUCUCGCCCUCCGCCUCUCGCUGCACCAUCAACCUGCAGGACCACGAGACCUCGUGCUCCGCCUAUCGCCUGGAAUUCUAGGCCACGGGCUUGUUUAUUGCAUUCGACGAUGACUAGGCCAACCCACAACGCACCCAACCAGCGAAGCAGACGACGACGACGACGACGGGAAUGAGGAUGAGGAUAAGGACGAGGACGAGGAGAGCACUGCCAGGAGAUCGAGUCUAUGUAUGGCUUACAAAGUGCUUGGACUCGAGCUCUGGCUACCAGGACAAGGACUAGGACAAGCACCAUGACGACGACCACAGCAACAGGACGAGAUUGAGGAUCAGGAUGAUGAUGAUGAUAAUGAUGACAAGGACAAUGCAAUAUGGCAAGUUUCGUGCGCAAGCAGCCGCAGGAAACGGAAAUGAGACGGACGCAGGCUGAUAUGGCGGAGUACGGGUCACGCGAAUGACGCCAUUUUGUUCACCAAUGCCGUCUAUUGAGCUUUCGCCGACUUAUUUCUGCCAACCAAAAGCUACGUAAUUAAUUGAUAUUUAGUUUAAAAAGAUUAAUUACCAAACAAUGCAACGCAAUGCAGAUCCUCAGUGGAUGAGUCGAGAAAAAGACACUUAUUUGUUGCUUUCAUUGAAUAACGUCAAGCUACCUUGCCUAGUAAUCCAAAGAUCAAAAUAGUUUUCAAAACCGCAUAGCUAAAAUAUACAAAGAUGGAAAACACUAAAAAACCAAACCAAAAACUAAGAAACCAAAAUGCUAAAAAACCAAAAAGACGAAGAAAAGACGAAAGGAGAAAAAAACUAAGAUGAAGUAAGAAAAGACACACACUCUAUAUAUAAAGAAAUUAAUAUUCAUGUUUAAAAAAAUGUAUUAGUCGAAACCUUUACGAACCCGUCGUAUGGUAUUCGAAUUUUAAAGCGAACAUUAGCUAACUGCAAGUGUAUAACCCGCAAAGUCAGAGCUCUAUGUAGCCGUAGGAUAAUAAGCGAUCAUAAUACAGAGCGAAGGACAAAGAUCGAAGGAUCUAAACUUAAUCAAACGUUGAAGGCUAGCAAGCGAUUACAAUUACGAUUUACGAUUUACCCUACACCGAAGCAAACCCAAAUCCAAAAAUUCCGAAUUCGAAAACCGAUAACCCAAUUAAUUGUAUAACUCAGGCUCCAAAUCAUUUUCGUAGUCCAUUUUCACCGCUUCGUUUCGUUACGUUUUGUUAUAUUGCGUUUGGUUCCGUUGUUCCAGCAGGCAGCCGCAGAAAGACUUAAAACCCAAGAAGCUAUAGCAACCGAUAUACGUACACUUCCACUACCACAAAUGGGGGCUAAUAGAAGAGAAGAAGAUGAAGAGAAGAGUAGGGAACUGAGAAUUGGGAUGGUGAUGUAGCUAGGAACUGAGGGUAUCGAGUAAUAAGGAGCUUAGGACUCGACGCUGUUGCUGGAGGAUCGAAGAUGGAUAAGAUGAGGUACGACUAAGAGUUGGACGGCAAGACGACGAACGCAAGACGAAGACGACGAUGACGACAAAGUCAAUGCUGAUGUUACUAUAUAAGGAUUACAAGGGUCUGAGUGGGCUAAGCUGGUAUGGGGUUAGGGAUAGGGAUAGGAGGCCUAUGUUGGGUGGGUUGGGGUUGGGGUGGAGUGAGGAGUGAGGAGUGGGGAGUGGGGAGACAGUGAAACAGCUAUUGUGAGACAAAAACAAGAAUGAGCAGAAGGUCGAUAACUAAAUACGAAUAAAUAUGGAGUACACAAAGUGAAUGAAGGUUAUUUUUCUAUAUUUUUUUUACUUUUUCAUAGUCAUAGAAUAACAAAUUUGCAAACAAACAAACAAACAAGCAAGAUAAAUAUGCAGCAAGAGCAGGACGAGAACGAGACGUGAACCAGGCACACAGGCAAUUUUAAUCAACUCAACGUUACCGAUAACCAGUAACCAGUAACCAAUAACCAGUAACCGCAAAAGCGGAACAAGCAAUUCGAGGCCACAGCAAAAAACAGUCCAAAAGAGCCAGUUACAAUUAUAAAUUAUAGACUCGGGUGGUGCGACGGCGCUGCUCGGGACCAGACUUUUUAGGCUACGCGUAUAUUUUUGAGUUGCUUUUUAUAUACAACAGCAACAGGUCUACAAUGUGCAACAUGCAACAUGCAAUGUGCAACGUGCAACGUGCAACAGGCAGGCAGCAACAGAAACAGACAACAGUCACUGGCAACCGUCCAGUCUACAACCGUUUGAUAAGCAACCAGCGAAAUUUAAGCAAAAUUAUACACACGUAGGGCUAAGAGGGGCGGGGAUACGUAACUCGAGGAUGCGGCGGUCCAUUGGGCCUUCCUGAUAGGUCAGGGUUGUAAGGUCCAGGUCCCGAUCCCCUUUCCGAUCCCGAACCCGAUCCCGAUCGCGAUCCCGAUCCGCGUUCCCCGUCCGACCAGCACAUGCGAUUGGGAUAUUGAAUACCGAUCGAUACCGAGCGUCUUUCGAUUAUUAAGUAGCAUUGCAGUCUCCGCUUCGAGGAUUUUAAAUUUAUAACCGAGAAAACAAAAACAAAAAACGAAAAACGUAAAAACAAGAAACCAAAAGAUCAAGUUUAUUAAAUAUUAAUUAUUUUCCAAAUUCGUGCGCUAAGCGAAACAAAACAUAAACUAAAACCGAAGAUGGUAAAGAUAAAAAAUACUCACACAUGAACUAUAUACACUAUAUAUAUAUAUAUAUGUACUUGAGCGUAUUGAUGUUGCUUAAAACGAAAAACCAAAAAAAAAAAAAAAGAACUCUUCUCCCAGCCAGAAGACAUUUUUUGCCUUUCACGAAACGAAUUUCCCCUAAGAUACGAAAAUAUGAGAACUUGUUAACUUUGCCCCCGUUUGUUUGCGACUUAAGUUUCGUUGAGAUCAGAUCAAUCAGAUCAGACUAUAUUACACGAUACACACUAUACACCACACACCAAAAACCCAAAAACCUAAAACCAAACCACACGCACAUGUAUCCAUUGCCUUAUAUCCAGAGAACAAACAGAUAUCUGCAUCAUACCUUAUAUUAGUCUAAGAAUCAAAUACGAUAUGUAUGACCUAUGAGAGUUUGUUUGUUGAAUUUGCUUUUACUUUUUAGCAGCUUCGAUUUAAAUCAAAUAUACAUACUAAACGCACACACCCCCGCACACACGCAAUCCCCAUAUGUGGUGUGUGCGAUGUGUGUGGGAUCUGUGUGUGCUCUAUAUAAUCAUUAGUACAGCAAGUGCAUGCAGAAGGUAAAAUUGUUACAAACAAGAGCCGAGCGAAUGAAUAAUCGCUUUCUGGCGGAUGCGGAUGAUGAUAAGAUGAUGAUGAUGAUGAUGAUGAUGCAGCCAUGUAGCCAUAGCUAUACGGAGACAGGGAGAGAGCGAGCCAGCACAAAGAUCCGAUAAUGGGCAAAGGUUACCGCGAAGAAAUAUAUAUGUAUUACAUUUUAUGAAACGUCAAGCUUAUCUCAAGAACUAUUUCCAAAACAAAAUCUGAAAUUAUAAUAAACGUAUUUAUGUGAA
Drosophila subpulchrella is the source of this 22505-nucleotide messenger RNA. It is a transcript of the gene futsch, whose product is annotated as microtubule-associated protein futsch. Gene Ontology annotation, biological process: microtubule cytoskeleton organization; regulation of microtubule depolymerization; dendrite development. Bases 1760 to 19084 code for a protein of 5774 amino acids. The record is from RefSeq and is a predicted model, not a curated record. Gene Ontology annotation, molecular function: microtubule binding; actin binding. Lineage: Eukaryota; Metazoa; Arthropoda; Insecta; Diptera; Drosophilidae. Gene Ontology annotation, cellular component: microtubule; synapse; microtubule associated complex. The transcript is spliced from 10 exons.